Dipodomys spectabilis (banner-tailed kangaroo rat) is the source of this 853-nucleotide messenger RNA. RefSeq names its product heme binding protein 1 (gene Hebp1). The record is from RefSeq and is a predicted model, not a curated record. Lineage: Eukaryota; Metazoa; Chordata; Mammalia; Rodentia; Heteromyidae. The coding region runs from base 53 to 622 and encodes 189 amino acids. The transcript has 6 exons.
CUGCAGGCUCUGCAGACCCCGGGCCCGCCCCACGCCCGCGUCCUGCGGCGACAUGUUGGGCCUCAUCCGGAACUCGCUGUUCGGGAGCGUGGAGACGUGGCCGUGGCAGGUCCUGAGCACGGGAAGCAAGGAGGAGCUGUCCUAUGAGGAGCGGGCCUGCGAAGGCGGGAAGUUCGCCACGGUGGAGGUGACGGAGAAGUCGGUGGACGAGGCACUCCGGGAGGCCAUGCCUAAGGUCAUGAAGUAUGUGGGCGGCUCCAAUGACCGGGGGAUCGGAAUGGGGAUGACGGUUCCCAUCUCUUUUGCUGUCUUCCCCACGGACGACGGCUCCCUGCAGAAGAGACUGAAAGUCUGGUUCCGGAUUCCCAACCAGUUCCAAAGUGACCCGCCGGCCCCGAGCGACGAGGCGGUGAGGAUCGAGGAGAGAGAGGGCAUCACUGUCUACUCCACGCAGUUCGGCGGCUACGCCAAGGAGGCGGACUACGUGGCGCACGCUGGCCAGCUGCGGGCGGCCCUGGAGGGCCGGGUCACGUGCCUGGGUGACGUGUACUUCUGUGCCGGCUAUGACCCGCCCAUGAAGCCCUACGGCCGCCGCAACGAGGUCUGGCUGCUGCGGGCCUGACCCCUGACCCCCGCCGUGGACCUCUGACACCCAACCUCCACCAUAGAUCUCUGUGACCCCUGACUUCCACCGUGGAUCCCUGACCCCUGACCCUUGUCCUUCAGAGCUGAUGCCUGUGUUUUUCUGGGCUGGAAAUGGCCAAGCAAGAAAAUCACGUGGCUGCUGGUGGCUCACGCCUGUCAUCCCAGCUGCUCAGGAGGCUGAGAUCUGAGGAUCGAGGUUCAAAGCCAG